AUGAUUGAAUUCAGCCCUGACGUAGGCAUCUUGCAAAAGGGCCACACGGGCCAUCAGACCAUGGCCACAGCGCAGUCUCCCAGCAAAGCAGGGGCCUCUGAUGGAGCUUCCAUGCAGCGGCCCAUUCUGCAGCUGGGUCCCCCGGAAGCUGCGUGGCAGGAGGCUCUGCAUUGCGCAGCGAUUAUCACUCCGCUGCAGCGCAGCUCAGCACUCGUAGCGGGGCGUGUAGGCGUGUAUCAGCAGGCGCUCGUGCGCAAGCUUCGGAGUUUGGAAGCCGGUGCAGGCGCAACAGGAAAAAGUGGCUAUGGCUGUGAUUGGCUGUGA
Symbiodinium natans is the source of this 324-nucleotide messenger RNA. Lineage: Eukaryota; Dinophyceae; Suessiales; Symbiodiniaceae. The record is from the annotation of a GenBank genome assembly.